AUGGCUCGUAUCACGGACGACGAAGAGAAGAAUGUACCACAAGUUGUGGGAAUCGAGGUUGAUACUUCCAGCCAAGAGACUCCGAUACGUGUACAGAAGACAGGUUUCCUAGCUAAGCUGCGAAGCUAUGAGGAAGCACUUGAUCGUAAGCUAGGGGUUGAAUCACAUAGCAUCGAACGCAAACUUCCCGGCAAUAGGAACCCCUUUUAUGCUCGAUGGUCGGGCCACUUCUGGGUAGGCGGUUGCAUGAACCUUGGCACCUUCGCGACCGGCUUCAUAGGAUGGGAGCUGGGUCUAGACCUCCGGCAAAGCAUCUUGGUCAUCAUAUUUGGCUCUGUCGCGGGUGGCGUAAUCACAAGUUGGUGUGCAACAAUGGGACCACCGACAGGCCUUCGUCAAGUCUCGAUCUGCCGAUAUUCCCUCGGUUGGUACCCGUCCAAAGUCAUCGCGAUAUUCAAUGUUAUCCAGGAGAUCGGGUGGUGUGCCUCCGGGUCAAUCACGGGAGGACAAGCACUUUCCGCAUUUUCAGAUGGCAAGGUUGGUUCCCAACUUGGCGUCGUUAUAGUCAGUAUAAUGAGCUUGAUAUUCUCAUUCUUUGGCUUGAAAGCGGUGUAUACAUUUGAGAAGUUCGCUUGGCUUGUAUUCCUCGCUAUCUUCUUAAUCAUCCUCGCGGAAAUCGGUAGAUUUGGGGACCUCAGCGCUCCACCGUCGACUCGUGGAGCUUCGAACUCCGGAGCGGCAUUGACAUUUUUCAGCGUCAUGUACGGCUCCAGUGCAUGUUGUGCAGGUUAUGUAUCAGACUUCUAUGUCGAAUAUCCAGCGACAAUCGCAAAGACGUCGAUAUUCUUGCUGACCUUUUGUGGUCUUUUCGGUUCUACUUGUCUCAGUGCUGCAGCUGGGGCCAUUGCUGCGUCUGCCUUACACAAUAACCAAGAAUGGAACGAACAAUACGAGGUCGGCGUUGGGUUCUUGAUUCAGACCAUGAUAUAUCCAUAUGGACUAGCAAAAGCGAUUCUUUUCCUGCUGAUGUUCGCGGCCGUCGGCUUGAAUUGUGGAUCGAUGUAUAGUGCAGGCCUUUCGAUUCAGCAGGCCUCUCACAGCUUGGCUGCAGUGCCGAGGUUCGUUUGGGAAAUUAUCUGUUUUGCUGCAGUCGUCGCUUUGGGCCUGGCUGGUAGCGAUCGGCUUCUGGUGUUUAUACAGAAUUUCCUCAGUUUAUUGGGUUACUAUGCUACCGCCGUCUUCGUCUGCUUGGUUACUGAACACUAUUUAUUUCGCCGCGGCUCAUUCAAAAACUAUAACUUGGAUGAUUGGAACAAUCGCAGUAUGCUACCGGUUGGAUAUGCCGGGGGUCUUGCUUUCGCAUGCGGGAUAAGUGGAGCUAUUAUAGGUAUGUCUACAACGUGGUACACCGGCGUUGCUGCAAGACUGAUCGGCGACGCUGGCGGUGAUAUCGGAAACGAGCUUUGUCUCUUUUUAACUCUUGUUGUAUAUAUCCCGGCUCGGUUCGCGGAAAGGAAAUUUGCGAACAAGUGAAUAUGUGGAAGAUCAGAUACUAACUUGGCAAGGGGCAAAUGCCCCUUUCGUCGGAUAACAUCAUGUAUGUAUGUCCACAUAUGUACAAUUGUCCGGUUUGAUGCUGGUCUUGCAUAGGAUCUCGAUAAUACUCCGUCAGGGGCGCCUCCGCCGCCUGCCAAGAAAAAUCGCCUACACUAAGCCAGCUAACCAUACUGUCUUAUGGCGUGGAAUAUUCUCCGACGAAUACGGACAUUUUUCGGAGAGGGAGAUAUACGUCUAUAAGAGGGUUGUAUUUUCUACGUAUACGAAACCCAUGUCUAGGUUGUAGCUGAACCACAUCUCGGGGAAGUAAUAAAGGGGAUCAAGAUCCCUGGGCUGGACUUACCUAGGUAUAUGUGAUUAUUUUAUUCGCGAAAUAUAAUAUGAUGUUGUUAAGCAUGCUGCUUAGUAACUUCAUCGAUCAUGACGUGCAUAUGCCAAGAUGUAAUUCCCAUACCUAGUCCGACUUAGAAGCGAGCCGCAUUAAUGUAUAAGGUUUGAAUGUGGCUUUGCAGGCCGUUUACUUGGCUAGCUUGGAGCAUACAAGGUCGAGUAAGCACCUAAGCACGCCGAGAGUAGGAUAGUGAUGGUAGAAAUAGUGUAAAACAUGCACCGGUGGGGGAUGUGGGAUUUCAAGUAAUUCCAGCUGGACAUUUCG
Molecule: messenger RNA, 2212 nt
Organism: Daldinia loculata
Lineage: Eukaryota; Fungi; Ascomycota; Sordariomycetes; Xylariales; Hypoxylaceae
Product: putative nucleoside transporter
Exons: 6
Coding region: 1-1533 (510 amino acids)
Biological process (GO): transmembrane transport
Cellular component (GO): plasma membrane; fungal-type vacuole membrane
Molecular function (GO): transmembrane transporter activity
Source: RefSeq, a predicted model, not a curated record